AACCAGAUCCCAGACAGCGCUGAAGGGUGAGAGCACAGUGCUCCAGUGUAUAGCCAAGGGAGAGAAACCUAUUGGGAUUUUAUGGAACAUGAACAACAAACGAUUGGAUGGAAACACAGACCCAAGGUAUACUAUAAAAGAAGAAAUCAGAAAUGACGGUGUUCUAUCCACAAUCAGUGUUCGGCGAACCGAGAGAUCUGAUACUGCAACCUUCACCUGUGUUGCUACCAACGCCUUCGGUAGUGAUGAUACCAUCAUCAACCUGAUUAUCCAGGAGGUUCCUGAAACCCCAAGUGAGCUCAAGGUUCUAGAUAAAUCAGGACGGAAUGUAAAGCUCUCCUGGAAGGCACCAUACAAUGGGAAUUCUAACCUUACAAGAUACCUCAUUGAGUAUAAACCUAUCAAAGGAACCUGGCAGAAUGAUAUAGAUCGUGUACUGGUGGGAGGAGAAGAAACUAUUGCCGGAGUAUUUAGUCUCCGACCUGCAACCUCCUACCAUUUCAGGAUAGUUGCUCAGAAUUCAAUCGGAUCCUCCGGACCUUCGGAUACCAUAACUAUAGAAACCGACCAGGAAGCUCCCAGUGGACCUCCUGUUGAUAUUCGUCUAUCCUCUGCUGAUCAACACACGCUGUCGGUUAGAUGGAAGCCUCCUCUCAAGGAACUAUGGAACGGAGAUAUUCGGGGAUAUUAUGUUGGAUACAAGAAGGUAACUGCUGUUCAGGAUCCCUAUUUGUUCGAAACUAUCGAAUUCAUAAAAGAACGCGGAAACGAGCAUUCUUUACAAAUCUCCAACCUGGAAGUCUUCACCCAGUACUCUAUAGUUGUACAGGCUUUUAACAAUAUUGGAAAUGGACCUUUGUCAGAGGAAGUUACUGAAUUUACAGCUGAGGGUGCUCCUUCUCAGCCUCCAGGUGAGGUUAUCCUCACCCCCCUGGCCUCUUCUACUGUCCUUGUUGAAUGGUCUGCACCUCCCAAGAACACUGCUAACGGUAACAUCAAGGGUUACAAGGUGAUCUAUGGUCCCAGUAAGACCUGGUAUGACCCAUCUACACAUGACAGCAAGAUAGUUCCUGAUCUCAAGGUAGAGAUCCAUGGUCUCAAGAAGUUUACAAACUACAGUAUGCAAGUCUUGGCUUUUACCAAUGGUGGAGACGGAGUUCGUAGUCCCGAAGCUUCUGUUACUACGAAAGAAGAUAUCCCGGGAGCUCCACAGUCUGUUAAAGGUUUAGCCAUGACAGAAAGUUCUAUUCUGAUCAGCUGGCAGCAUCCUGAAGAACCAAACGGCAAGAUCCUGGAGUAUACUGUGUAUAUUCGUGAUACAGACAGGAACAGAGAUAUUGCUCCUAAAAGCUACAAGGUUAAUGUUGUACAAAUGAGCUACCACGUGGACAAUCUCAAUCAGAAGACUAGAUAUGAAUUCUGGGUGACUGCCCAUACAUCAAUUGGAGAAGGUGCUCCCUCAGCAAAGGCUACUAUUCAACCCACUUCAAGGAUUCCAGCAAAAAUCGCAUCAUUCGAUGAAAUCUUCACCGUUCCUGCUAACAGAGAUAUCAAGAUGCCUUGUAUUGCUGUUGGAAGCCCUGCUCCUGAAACUGUCUGGAAAGUGAAUGAGGAGGAUUUUGUGAAGACUGAUAAAAUGCGACUCCUCCCUGACGGAAGCCUCCACAUCACCAACGUGAGCAAGGAUGACGCUGGAUCCUACAAGUGUAUUGUCAACAAUAAGUUUGGCCAGGAUAUGGUGACACACACCCUUGUUGUCAACGGACCCCCUGAACCUCCCAUGGUGAUCCUCACCGCCCAGACAACGGACACCAUCACCUUCAAGCUCAAGUACGAGGAUACUGAUGAUGCUACUCCUGUACAUGGGUUCAAGGUCAACUAUAAACCUGAGUUCGGAGACUGGGAGCAGAAGGAGAUUGGUUUUGGAACGGAUGAAUUUACUCUUCAGAAUCUCUGGUGCGGACAAAGAUACCAACUUCAAGUCUCAGCGUACAACACAAUUGGAAUUGGUAAACCAUCAGCUAUUGUGAAUACAAGGACCAAGGGUGUUGAACCAACAGUACCAGAUGCAAGAAGGUUCCUGGAGGUAUCCGCAGGCAGUGUAACUCUUCACCUGAACGCCUGGCAGGACGGAGGUUGCUCCAUGCUCUACUUCAUGGUGGAGUACAAACCUAGAUCUCACAAGGACUGGACCCUUGUAUCCAACAAUGUGAAGCCUGGUGGAAACUUUGUAGUUUUAGAUCUAAACCAUGCUACAUGGUAUAAUCUCAAGGUUACUGCUCACAAUAACGCUGGAUUCUCUACUGCUGAAUAUGAAUUUGCCACCCUAACUUCUACUGGAGGCACAGUAUCUCCUCCCUACGGAACAGGACCUAACUCUGAGGCAAAGUCUGGGUUUCCUGGAAUCCCUGAUUGGUUGGAUCUAAACAUGAUCGUCCCCGUCAGCGCCACCGUUAUCGUGGUGUGCGUGGGGAUCCUUGUUGUAUGCGUGGCAAUGUCACGAAGGAAGGCCCCGCCCCUCAUGAAUCCAGAGGAGUAUGCCCAGUUCUACGGCGCUAUGAACACGAUGAACGGUAGAAUGGUAACUAUGAGAAAGGAUGGAUUACCCUACGAGGAUAUGGGAUAUGUUCCCCCUCCGAACAGGAAACUCCCCCCUGUCCCUGGAAUGAACUCGAACUACAAUACUAUUGAUAGAAUCAAGAAAGCUGGAGGAUCUAUACCAGGACAGGAUGAAGAUAUAUCUCCGUAUGCAACCUUCCAUCUCCUUGGGAUGAGAGAGGAAGCUAAGAACGGAAACGGACAUAUGAACGGUGGAAACGGAUUCCAAACGAUGCCUCCAACCCCUGGAAGUGGUCCAAUGACUCCCCAACAUCACAGGCAACAACAACAACAGCAACAGGCGCAAACCAUGCAUGCCCGGCGUAGUAUGCCUAUCCAGCAAGGUGGAGGAAUGCAGCUUUAUGACGCCCCUAACUGCGACUAUGAGCCCCCUAAGAACUUCCAGCAGAACUUUGGCAACCCCUACGAUUGUCCUGAAGGUUUCUACAACGGUUCCCUCAUGUCCUCAGUCGGAUACAGUCAGGUUGCUGAUUACUCUGGAGUGCCCGGGCAGAUGAUGACCCAGAGUAUGCAUGGUCAGAUGCCUCCUCAGCCACACGCUGAGUACAGCACUGAUACUGUUAUCUACAAGGGGGGUCCCCCGCCACCCGCCAACAUGAGAGGACCUCUGCCAGCCGCCGACGAUGAAUUCCCACCGCCGCCUCCCCUGCGAAGCGCUGAUACAAGCUUGAACGACUCGAACUCGACAACCCAGAGCAACUUGACCAGCGAGUGCAGCGAGGCGGAGUGCGACAGGGAGCCGCUAGUCAGGGAAUCAAAAGGUAUGGAUCCCAGCAAGGAGCUGACUACGGAGGAAAUGAGGAAACUGAUUGAACGAAACGAAAUCGUUCAAACUAACGGUCUCAAGCCAUACAACACCGUUAACGUUUAAAUACGUUGCCCGAUAUUACUGAUCAUAAAGGAUAACACACAUGUUAUCACCAGCGCAUUAAUAAACCGAAUAAUGGGAA
Eurytemora carolleeae is the source of this 3569-nucleotide messenger RNA. RefSeq names its product Down syndrome cell adhesion molecule-like protein Dscam2 (gene Dscam1). The record is from RefSeq and is a predicted model, not a curated record. Gene Ontology annotation, molecular function: protein binding. The transcript has 15 exons. The coding region runs from base 89 to 3490 and encodes 1133 amino acids. Lineage: Eukaryota; Metazoa; Arthropoda; Copepoda; Calanoida; Temoridae.